UGCCUCAACCGAGUCAAAAAGAAAAUUUCCUUUGCCAACGUAACACUGCGCGGGUCGAGUGGUCUGCCAGUGGAAAAGUAUACAUAUUUGGGGAUCAGCGCAAUGGUGUCGAGCACAGACUGUCCCGUUUGUGGAGUGGCUGCCUCGCAGGCUUGCACCAGGUGCAAAAUGGUGCGCUACUGCGAUCGGGAGCACCAAAAGCAGCACUGGCCGCAGCACAAGCGCAGUUGCAGGCCCAUCAGCGAGCAGCAGGAUGCCCAACUGGGCAGGUAUCUAAUGGUAACCCAGGACAUUGCAGCCGGCCAGACGGUGUUCGUCGAGGAGCCACUGGUGGUUGGGCCCAAGUGGUAUCACUCCGACGCGGACAAGGAGGCGCCCAUAGUGGCGUGCGUGGGCUGCUGCACGCCCUGCCGUCUCGGCAAGCAUCAGUGUCGCAGAUGCCGCUGGCCAGUCUGCAGUUCGGGUUGUGAACACGAGGCCCUGGAGUGCAGUGUGCUUAGCCUGGGAUCGGGUGCAUCGGCACCUCGGACGGAUGCCCGCUCGUUGAACGACCACUUUAGGGGCGAUGCCCUGCUGGUGCUCAAGUGCCUGCUGCUGCAGCGACAGAGUCCGGCCAAGUGGACGGCACUGCUGGAGAUGCAGUCGCACGAGGAGGAUCGCAGGGGCACCGAGCUGCACGAUGAGGCGGAAAAGCGUGUCGUCAGCUACCUGCAGCAGCGUUUCCUGGGGCGGCUCAAGAAAACGAAGCCAAACUUACUGCCCGACUGCGGAGCGGAGCUACUGCAUCGCCUGUGCGGCAUCAUUGAGACCAACUUCAUGGUCAUUGAGCUGCCGACGGGAGUGGAGCUGAGCGGAUUGUUUCGGCAGGCCUGCAUGAUGGAGCACGCCUGCCAGCCCAAUUGUGACUUCCAGUUCGAUGCGAUAACUCAGCAAAUUGCUGUGCGAGCCGGCUGCGAUCUGCGGAAGGGCGACCACCUGCGGAUCAGCUACACCAACAUCCUCUGGGGCACUCAGCUGCGGCAGCACCAUCUGCGUCUGACGAAGCACUUUAGCUGCCGCUGCAGCCGCUGCCUGGAUCCCACGGAAUACGGGACCUAUGUCAGUGCACUGGCAUGUCUGGGCGAUGUCAACCAGACGUGCGGUGGCAUCCACCUGCCCGUGGAUCCGCUGGACGAGAACACGCAGUGGAAGUGCGACACUUGUCCCAUGCUCGUGGAUGGCGCCUACGUGGCCGAGUUGCAGACCCACAUGACCGAACAGGUGGACGGCUUGAUGGCCGGCUGUCCGUCCGCCAAUCAGAUUGAACUGCUCCUGGCCCGCCUGUCCCAGAUCCUGCACCCCAAUCACUUUCACACGUUCAACCUGAAGCACACCCUGAUCCAGCUGUACGGCAACGAAGCGGGCUUGGAAUUGGGCAGCCUAAGCAGCGAUCAACUGGAGCGGAAACUGCGCCUGUGCGAUGAGCUGUACAACGUCUGCCGGCGACUGGAUCCGUACAGCAUCAAGCUCGCCAUCUACGUGACGGUCAUUCUGAUCGAGAUGGCCCACGCACUGGAGGAGCAGGCGCGCAGGGCGCCCGGAGAGGAGGGAUCCGCUCAUCUGGAAUUGGCACAGGCUCGUCUCAAGGAAGCGGAGGUGAUCCUGCAAAGGGAACAAGACUCGGUGGCUGGCAAAAAGUUGAACGACAAGCUGCAGAACGAGAUUUUUGAGUGCGAAAAACAAAUGCUAACGCUGUCUUAUAACCAAAAACGUGACGUUGGUCAAAAAUAAUUUUUAUAUACUCAACAAUACAGAAUUUAAUCCUCUAAUUUAAAGUACCAGCAUAGCAUUAACGCACAAUCUUUUACCCCAUAAACAUAAAAUAUCCUCUCAGUUAAAUGUUCAUAUGGAAGCUAAAAGUUGUUGUUGCCUCAUUUUAAUAAAGCUAAAACUCUUUA
Messenger RNA from Drosophila elegans, 1937 nucleotides. It is a transcript of the gene SmydA-5, whose product is annotated as SET domain-containing protein SmydA-8. The record is from RefSeq and is a predicted model, not a curated record. Gene Ontology annotation, molecular function: protein binding. The transcript is spliced from 2 exons. Bases 103 to 1770 code for a protein of 555 amino acids. NCBI's taxonomy places the organism in Eukaryota, Metazoa, Arthropoda, Insecta, Diptera, Drosophilidae.